AUGGAAGCCCUCGUUGCCUCCGACAACACUCAAAGCACGGACGGCCGGCCAUCGUCGUUGUCGCUCGCUGAACCUGAACCGUCCGUCUGUCUCCACGUGGCGUUGCCUGAUGGCUUCUCCCUCCCCGCCGCCGUUUGCAGCUACGGAUUCUUUAUGAUGGCGCCGACCGUCUGGAUUCCGCCACGUGUCAGUGAAUCAACGGCACAAGAGGGGCUGGGAGUGAAGAGCGAGGCAGAGGAGGCGGCGGGAGAACCAGGGAGCGCGGAAGGAGGCAGGCGGGAGGCGGGGGAUGGGCGGGAGGGGGCGGAGGGGAGCGGGACAGCCGAGAGGAAAGGGCUCGAUGAGGAGGGGGAGCGGGGGAGCAGUGGGAACGCAUGGGGAGGGGGAGAGCAAGCAUGGGGAGCGAUGGAGCGGCCGCUGAGGCUGGCUGAUGGGCGAGCAGUGAUGGUGCGAAUCACACAGCAUGGCGCUGCUGACGUCACACACCAUGGCGCUGCUGACGUCACACACCAUGGCGCUGCUGACGUCACACAGCAUGGCGCUGCUGACGUCACACACCAUGGCACUGCUGACGUGACACAGCAUGGCGCUGCUGACGUCACACAACAUUGCAGUGCUGACGUCACACAGCAUGACGCUGCUGACGUCUUGGAACGUUCCAGUGGCGACGGCAGCGGAGGCGUGAAGGAGGAGCCUGUUGACGCCCUGUGCGACACGCAUGCCCCCACCGCCAUCAGAAGCGCCACUGCUGAUGCUGCUGCUGCUGGCAGUGGUACGAGAGUGGCGGUGCGGCAAGGCACAUGGCUGCGAGUGAGGGUGAUGGGGUUGGCGCGCAUCACUGCAGCGGACCAUGCACACCUGCUCAUCCGCCCCACACUAGAUCCGCCCCACACUAGAUCCGUCCCUCUCAUGUGGGCUGUCCCUCUCAUCCCGCGCGCUGUCCUCCCUACGCGCAUCGCCGCCAACCUCACGUGCACCCAUUGCCGCACCUCCGUCCCGCCCGCGCCUGCCCUCUCACCACCCCUGCAGGCGCAGGUGAGGCGCAUGCUGCGGCUGUCACCCACCUGCCAGGCCGCCGUGCACGCCUUCCACCGCCGCCACCCCGCCGCCGCUGCUGCCGGCUUUGGGCGGCUCUUCCGGUCGCCGUCGCUCUUUGAGGACAUCGUGAAGGCGCAGCUGCUGUGCAACUGUGGGUGGGGCAGGAGUCUGGCCAUGGCACGUGCGCUCUGCCUCUUGCACCGCCACCACUUCGGCCCUCCCAUCGGUGCACGCGAUUCGCCUGACUGUGUUGGCGCUUUUCCCGAGCCUCACGAGCUCGCGGGCUUGGAGAUACCAUACCUAACCAGCAGGUGCGGGCUGGGGUACCGAGGCCCACGGAUUGCCAAGCUGGCAGCUGACGUGGCAUCUGGUACCAUUGACCUGGAAGCACUCCAGAGGGACUGCCUGCUGGAGAAUCCGCCAAGCGGCUGUGACAUGGCAGCAGUAGGUGCGGAGAGGGAGAUGGCAGGGCAGGCGGGUGUGGGAGGCGGGGAGGGCAGCGAGCAGGCAGACAAAGGAGUGGAGAUGAGAGGGGCAGACGAUGUGGGAGUGGAUGCGAGGAGAGGGGCUGGCAGGAGGAAGAGGAGGAGGAAAUUGGAGGACGAUGGGCGUGAGUUGAACGGAGUGGAGGCAGCAGAGGAGGCGCAGACGCUUGUGGCACGUGAGGACAGCAGCGCUGCAGCUCGCAAGGGGGGGGGCUGCCAUGGCACUGCGCCAUUGACUCACACCGCCAUCAAGGGCAGGAGGCAAGCAGACAGGCGGGGGAGGGCGGGGAGUGCGACGGACAAGGAAGAGGAGGUGGGGUGGGAGGAGGCGGUGAGGCAGAGGGUGCAGCGCUUGCCGGGGUUUGGGCCAUUCUCAUCGGCCAACGCGCUGCAGUGCAUGGGCGUCUUCUGCUUCGUGCCCGCUGACUCCGAAACCAUCCGCCACCUCAAGGCGAGGGGGCAUGCGGGGUGCACGGCUGGCACGGUGGAUGCACUGGCAGCACGAGCGUACGCCACCCACGCGCCCUUCCAGUUCCUCGCCUACUGGUGGGACAUAUGGGGCGAGUACGAGCGGGUGUUUGGCCCCAUGGCGCACCUGCCCUCAUCGCGCUACCCUGCCAUCACGGGCCACAGCAUGCGCGCGGCUGGGGGCGCUGGGGGGGUGGGCAGGGGAGCUGGGGGUAAGGUGAGUGAUGGUGGGGGCAGUGAUGCGGUGGAGGGCAAGGCGGGUGGUGGUGGCGGCGGUGGUGGUGUGAUGGUGAGCGCUCAGCGCCGCCGCACUGGCAGGCGCCGCUCACACGGUGAGUCUAGCAGCCCGCCCACACGCUCCCCUGGUGAUGCAGAGGGGGGUGGCGGGGUAGAUGAGGGGGGUGCAGGGAGAGGCCGAAGAGGUGGUGAGUCAUGUGGAGAUACGGCAUCAGCUGGAGUGGUGAGUGCUGCGGGAGAGGUAGCAGCAGUCGUGGAUGCGGCUGCUGCUGCUGUGGAAGACACUGCUGAUGGCAGGGUGUGUGUGCAGUGCAGUGCAGCAGGCAUGGGCGUGCGGCGCAGCAGGCGGGUCAUGGCACAACGCAGUCAGCGCGGCAGUGCGAGUGGCACGGCCGCCUGUAGUGCCUGCUCAGCGCGGAGCCGUGGUGUGGAGCAGCAAGGGGCGGAGCGGAAGAGCCGGGAGCGUGGCAGUGGCAAGGGGAGGAGGCGAGGGCACAGCGGUGGGGGUGAGAGGGGUGGGGACAUGGGUGUGGGGCGAAUUCAAGGGCCGGUUGGCGGGGGGAGGAGAGGCAGUGCUGCAGUGGGGAGGGGGCGAAGAAGGGGGAGGAGUGAGUUAGAGAGGGAUGAGGUGGGAGGGAGUGAAGGGGGCGAGGAGAGCGGAGGCGAGGCGGGGAUGGAGAUGGUGGUGCGGAGUGGUGAAGAGGAAGGGCGUGAGUGUGUGUGUGCAGAGGCAGUGCAGGCGGAUCAGCAGCCGAGAAAGAUUGGCCCAGGGCAGCAAGGGGGUGGGCAGCAGGAGGGCGAGGAGCAGGGGGGCAGGCAGGUAUGGGUGCAAGGGGAGCUGCAAGCAGGAAGCUUCCACACAGGAGGCGAGGUGGGAGUGGCAGCUGCGUGGGUGAUGGAUGAUGGCAGGUGGGCAGGAGGAGAUGGAGAGUGGGAAGGGCAGGCCAAGCCAAGAGGGGGUGGUGGCAAGGCACCGCCCAAACAGGCGCCUGCUGCUGUAGGCGUGCAGCACUGCCAGCCACGGCCGUGGUGGAUUGGUCGUCUAACAGCCUUUUCCCCGCCUGCUGUGCUCUCCCCUGUGAAGGUGCCCUGCUCCACAGGCCGCACAUGCCACACGCACCUGCGUGCACCACCAUGCAUGCGGUACCUUCCUGCGUGCGGCGACGAAUCACGGUUGGGGAAAGCUCUGGAAGGUCUUCGUACCCAGGCUCCCCUUGCCUCCCCUUCCUUUUUGGCAUCAAGCCUUGUUUCCACAGAGUGA
Closterium sp. NIES-65 is the source of this 3489-nucleotide messenger RNA. The record is from the annotation of a GenBank genome assembly. Lineage: Eukaryota; Viridiplantae; Streptophyta; Zygnematophyceae; Desmidiales; Closteriaceae.